Alternaria ethzedia is the source of this 1632-nucleotide messenger RNA. RefSeq lists its product as uncharacterized. The record is from RefSeq and is a predicted model, not a curated record. The coding region runs from base 1 to 1632 and encodes 543 amino acids. The transcript has 3 exons. Lineage: Eukaryota; Fungi; Ascomycota; Dothideomycetes; Pleosporales; Pleosporaceae. Gene Ontology annotation, molecular function: heme binding; oxidoreductase activity, acting on paired donors, with incorporation or reduction of molecular oxygen; iron ion binding.
AUGAUGGCAAUUACAGAUAUCCAAGGCAAUGGGUCAUACCCAGGGCUUCUCGUGUUGUCAGCUCUGUUAGUAUCGACCUACGUAAUCGUUACUGGAAUCUAUCGCCUCUACUUCCAUCCACUCGCGGCGUUCCCGGGGCCGUUCUGGGCCCGCUUGACUGUGUUCCCGUCAUGGUGGCAUACUCGUACUGGCGACCGACACGUUUGGCUGUAUAGUCUGCAGGAGAAGUAUGGACCCGAGUUCCGGUAUCGUCCAGACAGUGUCGUGCUCAACACGCCUGCUGCUUUCAGGAAGAUCUUUGGACCAAAGGGCAAUGUUAAAAAAAGCCUCUACUACGAAGUGUGGCCACGCAAUGUCCACACUGUCAACACAUGGAGCACGACCAGUGUUGAGGUGCACUCGCGCAAGCGUCGUGUGCUGAACUACGCUUUCUCAGAGGCGGCGCUGCGAGAUGCUGAGGUCUUCCUUCACGCGAACAUCGAUCGUUGGCUGGAGCUGAUUGGUCAACAAGCGCCAAAGUCUGGCGAGUGGACGACCUCUAUCAACAUGUGUGACUGGAUGAACUGGCUCGUUUUCGACAUCCUUGGUGACUUGUGCUUCGGUAAGAACUUUGACAUGAAGGAGCCUGGAAGCGAUCUCCGCCACAUCCCCGAAGUCAUGGUUCAAUUCAUGGAAAUUCUUCAUCCAAUUGCAUUCGGCCCGUUAGCCAACGCUUGGGUAUGGAUGAAGCCUCGUGGGCUCGACAAGCUUCUGGAGGUCGCCUCACCGCCAGUAGUCAAGAAGUGGCAGGACUUCGUUGAAGGAUGCCUUGAGAAACGGUCCGCGGUCGAACACGAAUUGGAGAAGAGUCCCAAGCCUGAGGGUGAGGUCCGGAAAGACUUCUUUCACUGGCUCUUCAAGGCUGUCGACCCCGAAACUGGCAAGCGUGGCUAUAGCGAGCACGAACUCUUCGCUGAGUGCGAGCUGCUGACUAUUGCUGGUUCCGAUACGACAUCCGUCGUAAUGUCUGCCGCCUUCUUCUACCUGGCUCGUCGACCGGAGGUACAGGCUAAGAUUGCUGAAGAGGUCAAGUCGGUCUUCUCAAGCUAUGACGAGAUCAAGUCUGGUACCAAGAUCAUGUCCUGCAAAUACCUCACUGCGUUUCUUCAAGAAGCUAUGCGCAUGACACCACCAGUCGCAGCAGAGCCCAGCCGUGAGGUACUCCCUGGCGGAACAACAGUCGGCGAUCACUACUUCCCCGCUGGCCUCCACGUCAGCACCGGUCUUUACUGUCUCAGCUACAACGAGAAUGUCUUCCCGGAGCCCUUCAAGUUCCGCCCUGAGCGCUGGAUCGUAGACGAGACUGGAAAGGAAGGAUCUUCGGCUGAGAGUGUGGCAUUGGCGGAGAAUGGUUUCUGUGCCUUCUCAUAUGGAACCAGGGGCUGCGUUGGAAAGAACCUUGCCUGGCUGGAGAUGCGACUUGUCAUUGCCAAGACACUCUGGAUGUACGAGGUUCGGCCUGAUCCAGAGAACAGACUUGGUGGAGGCAAUCGAAACGGGAAGCCUGGGCGACAGACGGAGGAUCAAUACCAGAUUUACGACAUCUUCGUGGCCGGCAGGAAGGGACCGAUGCUGCAGAUGCGCAAGAGGUAA